Molecule: messenger RNA, 1362 nt
Organism: Dromiciops gliroides (monito del monte)
Lineage: Eukaryota; Metazoa; Chordata; Mammalia; Microbiotheria; Microbiotheriidae
Product: probable E3 ubiquitin-protein ligase TRIML1
Exons: 1
Coding region: 1-1362 (453 amino acids)
Molecular function (GO): protein binding
Source: RefSeq, a predicted model, not a curated record
AUGCCUGGCCCUCACUCACUGCAGAGCAUCAGGGACCUGAGCACCUGUGACAGACAUGGGAAAGAACAGACCUGGUUCUGUGAGGAGGACCACGGACCCUGCUUCCUAAGCACAGAGCAGAAGGAGCACAAAGUGCUUCCCUUGGAAGAGGCUGCUGGUCAGUGCACUGAGGAGCUCCAGGAGAAAUGGACUCUCUUCAAGAGUAAGAAGCAGCAAUUUGAAAUGGAAUUGGAAUGUGAGAAAACCAGGGAAGCCCAGUGGGAGGGGGAGGGCCAGACUCUCAAAGAGCUGGUUGUAGCUGAAUAUGAGAAAAUGCACCAGUUCUUUUUGGAGGAAGAACGGCUACAGUUACAAAGACUGGAAAAGGAAGCAAGAGACAGCAUGGUAGUUAAGGAGAGCCAGGACAGCCAGUCCCAAGUAACCCUCCAUCAGCCAAUGGACCCAGCACAGAAGCCUGUGGAAAUGCUCAGGUUGGAGGUUCAAGCUAUGAUGGAGGUGGUUAAGUCUCAGUUUGAGAAAAAGCACCAGUUCUUGUCAGAGGAAAAACAGCUACAGCUACAAAGACUGGAGCAGCAGGUGAAAGACAACUUGGCAAAGUUUGAGGAGAGCAAGGCAAACAUGACCCAACAAAUGCACAGUCUGGAAAUGGUGAUGUCAGAAAUAGACAGAACUUCUGAUCAGCUUCCCGCGGAGAUGCUCCAGGAUGUGAAGGGCACACUGGAAAGGAAUGAGGAGCUACUGCUUCAAAAUCCAGUGGUGGCUUCCCCCAGAUGGACCAUGUACCCCAUCACUGGCAUGCCAGAAAUGCUGUUGACUUUCCACAGGGAUAUCACUCUGGAUCCUGAAACUGCCCAUCCUCAUCUCAUCCUGUCUGCUGAUCUGAAGAGUGUCCAAUAUGCUUCUGACGCCCAGGAUGUGCCCAACCACCCCAAGAGAUUUGACUUUGCUCUCCGUGUCUUGGCUACCCAGAGCUUCACCUCAGGGAAACACUACUGGGAAGUCGAGGUGGGGAAUAAAAAAGAGUGGGAGGUGGGCAUCUGCAGAGAAUCAAUCAGGAGGAAGGGCCAUGGCCGCAAGUUACCUGGGGAUACACGGACCCUCGUAGCCUCCACAUUUGGCAAUGACUUUUUCCUCUGGUACUCCCACAAUAACAUUCUUCUAAGCCAACCUGUUCACAAGGUGGGCAUCUUCCUUGAUUAUGAGAGAGGCCAUAUAGCUUUUUACAAUGCUACAGAUGGAACUCUCAUCUACAGUCCCCCAAAUGACAGUUUUCAAGGGGCUCUUCUUCCUUGCUUCUCCCCUUGCUUUCCAAAGGGCAACAGCCACUCUGGACCUCUACGGAUCUGUCCCAGGAGCAACUAG